CUUUAAAUACAACCAUUCUGAAUUCAUAUUUAUUACUCACCAACAUUCACAUAUCAUAAUACCCUUAACCCCCUUUAUUUUUCUUUCUUUCUUUCAUUCAGAAACAAGGGAAAAAAAAAGAGAUCUAAAUGAGAAAGAAAGCACUAAUGAAACUGCCACUAUCUCUAUUCAAAACCAAAGAGGAACCGCCACAAAGAAGAAAUCAUCAUCAUCAUCAUGAUGUUCUUCCAUGGCAGAACUUGUUUCCAUCUUGCGGCGGAAACUACCCGAAGACACUCUCUUUUCGCGGCGGAGACGGCGGGGAUUUCUUCAAGACGGUGAACUCUGUGUUCUUGGAUCCUGCAGCUACAACCAUUGAAGCAAGCAUGACCGAGACACCAUCAGCAGAAUCAUGGUUUUCAUCGGAGUCGGCAAGCGCGGUGAGCUUGUCAACGGAGUCAGAGGAGUACGACGGCGAGUCUCUGGAGAUGGUGGUGCGCGGCGUGAAGAGAUCGGAGAGGCUGUUGUUCGAGGCAGGGGAGACAAAAACGAGCUCCAUUUUGGAGAUGGCGAGAGCAAGCAGUAGCUUGCCGUUCAAGGAAAGUGUGGUUGUGGCUAUGGAGUCUGAAGAUCCGUACAGUGAUUUCAGGAGGUCAAUGGAGGAGAUGGUUGAGAGUCAUGGAGUGAAGGAUGAUUGGGAGGGUUUGGAAGAGCUUCUUUGUUGGUAUCUCAAGGUUAAUGGUAAGAACAACCAUGGAUUCAUUGUUGCUGCUUUUGUGGAUUUGAUUAUUACCAUUGCUGCUUCUGCUUCUGCUUCUGUUGCUGCAGCUUCUUCUAAUAACAACUCAACUUCUUCUUCUUCUUCCUCUUCUUCUUCUUCUUCAUCUUCUGAUUCAACAACUACUACUACUUAUUCUUCUGCUGUUUCUUCUUUUCCUUCCUCUCCCUUGUGUUUAUCUCAGGGACACAACAAUGACAUUGUUCAUCAUAAACACCAUCAUAAUGAUACUGCUACUACUAGUUAG
This is a messenger RNA of Arachis duranensis, 1004 nucleotides long. Its product is annotated as transcription repressor OFP13. The transcript has a single exon. NCBI's taxonomy places the organism in Eukaryota, Viridiplantae, Streptophyta, Magnoliopsida, Fabales, Fabaceae. Gene Ontology annotation, biological process: negative regulation of DNA-templated transcription. Bases 129 to 1004 code for a protein of 291 amino acids. The record is from RefSeq and is a predicted model, not a curated record.